Dichotomopilus funicola is the source of this 879-nucleotide messenger RNA. RefSeq lists its product as uncharacterized. The coding region runs from base 1 to 879 and encodes 292 amino acids. The record is from RefSeq and is a predicted model, not a curated record. The transcript has a single exon. Lineage: Eukaryota; Fungi; Ascomycota; Sordariomycetes; Sordariales; Chaetomiaceae.
AUGCGUUUUACCACCCGGGCGGUUUGGUCCCUGGUGGCCUCACUGGCCCAUCUCAGCGCCAACAUCCACCACGCCAUGGUACACGCCGCCACCAGUGGCUUGCUGGAAGUCGAUCUAGUGUUCCCUCGCGAUAACCAGACCUACGCGCCCACACCCUACAUGCCCAUUGUGUUCGCACUACACAACGCCGAACUUGCGCGAGGUAUCUACCCUGAAAUUGCGUUUCGAAUCCGCAACCGGUUAGACCCGAACGAGGGCCAGGGCGAGGGCUUCUACCUACCCAUCAAUCUCCCAAACGAAACCAUCAGCAACUCGGAGCCUUGGCUCGUGCAUACCUUGGUGAACAACUUUGCAACCGCGGGGGCUUGGGAUCUUGUUUUUGAUCUCUGGUGGGUGGAUUGCAAACUGGAGGAAAACUUCGGCGACCCUGAGUAUCAAGGCCGCGUUGCAGGGCACGUGUUGGAUGGCUAUCCGGGUGCCAUCAGUAUGAACACCUCACACGGUGGACAGGGGCUGGAUCUCGUCGCUGCCACUGCCGAUGAAAAGGCAUGUCACGCUGGCAUGGAGCCCGGGCAUGUUCUCAACGUCACCAACGACCGACGGAACGUCACCGACUACGAGGAUAAGAGACUCUACCCAACGUGUCUCAUGGUUUCCAAGGUCGCCCCGGACACAAGUUUGCAUUUGUGCGACGUCAGAUUCAACUCCACUGCCGCGACUGCCAUCGCUGCCUCAGUGAAAGACGCGUUGUGCCACGGAAAGAAUCCACCGGCCGACUGUCCCUCGGAACCUUCAACCGCAUCACGGCUUGGUGUUGCGGGUGCUGGGUACUUGGUGGCUACUUUGGCGACUUUGGAGUUUCUUCGGUUUCUGGCCUGA